AUGGUCUCGGAACGCAAGAAUGGAGUCCAGAAGAAGAAGACGGACAAGAACGGCCUCGGGCGAGCGAUCAUCAACCGUCGUGCGAAGCAUGCCACGAUGAUGGCCGAUCCGACUUUGGUCAGUGUUGCGUUUGGAGGUGGAUUGAGCGCCAUUAGGGACGAGUUGGCGAGCGAGCGAGCGAGAGAGCGAGAGCGUGUGUAGAUGAUCCUAUUUGAUGUUUAGGGCUAAGCUUCUUUUACUGGUUUGCGAAUGCGCUGCAGCACAACUCGGAGAUCGCCGCCGGGCUCAAGUCGGUGACGCAGGAGAACGAUCUCGACGAGUUCCUGACGACCGCCGCUUUGGCCGAGACCGACUUUGCAGCAGGUCAGUGUCACCGCAAUACGGGUGCUGCCGCGCGUACUGACAUAGUCCGAUUCGACCUACAAACGCAGAACGACAAAACAUCAAAGUCGUCGCAGACCCGAAUCUCACCGCCGCGAGUCAUAACCCAUACCUGCUCACGCCCCAACAGGAACGCGAGCUCCGUCAGAAGCAAGUCGACAAUUCUCAACGCCUCCAGGUGCCCCGUCGUCCGCCUUGGAACCGCAAGAUGACCACCGUCGAGCUCGAGCGCAGGGAGCGCGACUCGUUCUUGGAGUGGCGCCGUGGACUUGCCGAGUAAGCAGUCGACGUAUCAAGAUUCGGGGAAAGGUCUGCGAGCCGACUGAUCCGGUACUUCUUUUGGAUGUUUUAUAGCUUGCAAGACAACAAUGCCCUGCUGCUGACUCCGUUCGAACGCAACCUUGAGGUCUGGAGACAGUUGUGGCGCACCUGCGAGCGCUCGGAUCUGGUCGUUCAAAUCGUCGACGCGCGCAGUCCGCUCACCUUCCGCUCCGAAGACCUCGAAAAGUACGUGCUCGAACUCAACGACACCAACAACGACACGGACAAGAGCGUCGAGACCGCCCAAGGUCAAGCAUCGACCUCGACUCAAGCCGAGAGCCGCCCCCGUGGGGAGCGCAAGAACUUGCUGCUCAUCAACAAAUCCGAUCUGCUCACCCAAAAGCAACGCGAAGGCUGGGCCGACUACUUCGAGGCGAACAAGAUCCAGUACGCCUUCUUCUCGGCCGCGCAUGGGAUCGCCCUUCAGGAGGAACGAGCCCGUCGCGAAGCGCUCGUGGAGAGCAGCGACGAAGGCUCCGAGUCCGGCUCCGACGACACCGAGGAAAGUUCGAGUGACCACGAAGACUUUGACCCCAUUGUUGAGGCACGCAGGCAGGAGGACAUCGAGGCCUUGGCACCAGGGAUGAAGAUUCCCAAAUCUGGCAACAAGCUUCGCACGCUCGAGGAUGUGAGGGGGCCCGGAUCAUCGAACCUUGGACGUUCGCCACAGGACGAGGAGGACAGUGAUUCGGAGGGGGAUGACGACGAUGGGAUCGAUGAAUUGGCAAAGCGCAUGCGCUCGGGGCUCGAAAUCACGACAGAGGGCUCGUCUCCCCGGACCCGAAUCCUCACCGUCCUGGAGCUUGAGGACCUGUUCUUGAAGCACGCCCCCGAAGGUAAGUGCACCCCACGGGUGGCUAGAUCCACGUAUGCGGCGGGUGGAGCUACUCUCUGACUAGCGUCCACGAACUCUCCCGCAGUGUCUGUCGCUCGUGGAUUUUCCGCCGAAAGAAUGACGGUCGGACUUGUAGGGUAUCCCAACGUCGGAAAGUCAUCGACCAUCAACGCGCUGAUUGGCGAGAAGAAAGUAUCGGUGUCAUCGACGCCGGGCAAGACGAAGCAUUUUCAAACUAUCCGGCUCUCUGCCGAUGUGCUGCUCUGCGAUUGCCCGGGCCUUGUGUUCCCCCAGUUCGCUUCGACCCAGGCCCACCUCGUUUGCGACGGUGUGCUCCCCAUCGAUCAACUCCGCGAGUUUACGGGUCCGAUCGCGCUCAUCACCAAGCGUGUCCCACAAGCCGUCCUUGAGGGGACGUAUGGUUUGAGAAUCCCCACACUUCCCAUCAGCGAAGGGGGAACGGGUGUCCCUACCGCUGCAGAAUUCAUGACUACUUAUGCCAGUGAGUUCAAGAACACCGCGUUCUGGCCAUGUCCAGCUAAGCUGACUCCAUUACCGCCACUUUCCCCUGCUUCAUUUUCGGACAUCCAGUCGCCCGAGGCUACUUCACUGGUGGGAUGGGAAACGCCGACAUUUCCCGCGCGGCUCGUGUCGUGCUCAAGGAUUACGUCAACGGCAAGUUGCUCUAUUGCUCACCCCCACCCUCCGUCACCGAGGAAGAAUUCAACUCCGAGAAUCGCGACGUCGACAGGCUCAAGUCGAUGGGCCUUUUGAGAGCCAAGCGAGCACCGACGACCCGUGUCCCCGUCAAGGCCGAUACGUACAUCUCCCAGGUUGGGGAAGAAGGUGCUGCUCAAGCGAUGAGCAAAACUCGCCAAUCUGCGAGGGCGAAAGCUCUGGACCGAAGGUUCUUUACUUCCGAGGAACUGGUAGGCCUUCCGGGGGUUCGAGGCGUCGCCGGGGAGAAGAACGGGGCGAGCUUCAGUCGCGUCAGGAUGUUCCCGCACCAACAGGGCCAAGUGGAUGAAUCGGGCAACAAGGUUCCGAUCAAGAAGGCCCGUCGAAUGGCGGCGAAAGCGGCGAAGGCGGCGGCAGCGGCUGAGAAAGGGCAAGACCCGUCCGACAAGAAACACUUCAAGAAAAAGCGUGAGAAGCAGAGAAGUGGUCGAGGCUACGACGAUUGA
Messenger RNA from Microbotryum saponariae, 2721 nucleotides. The record is from the annotation of a GenBank genome assembly. NCBI's taxonomy places the organism in Eukaryota, Fungi, Basidiomycota, Microbotryomycetes, Microbotryales, Microbotryaceae.